UGGGCCUCGUUACGUAAAGCUGUUACGUUUCAACCGGCAGAGGUUGUUACUUAAGCAACUUCUCCAGCCCAGUCGCAGCUGAAAAGUUAUCGGAUCGCCACUUAUCCCAAAUCCACCGACAAGAAAAAAAAGGGACUGAUAGGGACUAUUGCAAUUUUUAAAGAUUUCUUCCGCUCUUCUUCUGUGCUCAGAAAACUCGCCAUGGCCCUCAGAGGUGCUUUCUCACGCCUGCUCACCAACAGCCAAAAGUGUGUGGCUGUCACAGCCUCCCGAGCUCAGGGCACAGCUGCUGCGGCGCCCAAAGAUGCCGAGGAAGUCAAAAAGCCAGCAAAAGCACCCAAGGUGGCCUUCAACUGGCAGGACGCUCUGGAUCUGGAGGGUCAGCUGACAGAGGAGGAGAUCAUGAUCCGAGACUCCUUCCGCAACUACUGCCAAGAAAAGCUCAUGCCCCGCGUCCUCAUGGCCAACAGAAAUGAACAUUUCCACCGAGAGAUUGUUUCAGAAAUGGGAGAGCUGGGUGUUCUCGGCCCGACCAUCAAAGGUUAUGGAUGUGCCGGCACCAGCUAUGUGGCCUACGGUCUGAUCGCUAGAGAGGUUGAGCGGGUGGACAGCGGAUAUCGGUCUGCCAUGAGCGUCCAGUCAUCUCUCGUCAUGUACCCGAUCUACUCCUACGGCACCGACGCCCAGAAGGAAAAGUACCUGCCCAGGCUCGCCCGGGGAGAAAUUCUGGGCUGCUUUGGCUUGACCGAGCCAAACCACGGCAGUGACCCCAGCGGCAUGGAGACGAAGGCCAAGUACAACCCAUCCAGUGGUACCUUCUCCAUCAGCGGAGCCAAAACCUGGAUCACAAAUUCCCCCAUGGCGGACAUCGCGGUGGUUUGGGCCAAGUGCGAAGAUGGAAGAGUGCGGGGCUUCAUCUUGGAGCGUGGAAUGAAAGGUUUCACCACCCCUAAAAUUGAGGGCAAGUUCUCCCUGAGGGCAUCGGCCACCGGAAUGAUCGUGAUGGACGAGGUUGAAGUUCCCAAUGAGAACCUGUUGCCCAAGGUCUCAGGUCUUGGUGGUCCCUUUGGUUGUCUGAACAACGCCCGGUAUGGCAUUGCCUGGGGGGCUCUGGGAGCUGCAGAGUUCUGCUUCCACGCCGCCCGACAGUACACCCUCGACAGGAUCCAGUUCGGCGUGCCUCUGGCCAGGAACCAGCUAAUGCAGAAGAAGAUGGCGGACAUGCUGACCGAGAUCACAGUCGGACUGCAAUCAUGUCUGGCUCUGGGGCGGCUUAUAGAUGAGAAAAAAGCGGCGCCCGAGAUGAUCUCCAUGCUGAAGAGGAACAGCUGUGGCAAGGCCUUAGACAUCGCCAGGCAAGCCAGAGACAUGCUGGGAGGAAACGGCAUCUCAGACGAGUACCACAUCAUCCGCCACGUCAUGAACCUGGAGGCCGUCAACACGUAUGAGGGAACUCAUGACAUUCACGCCUUGAUCUUGGGCAGAGCGAUCACCGGACUGCAGUCAUUCACAGUUGAAAAGUAAAUGUGUCUCCACCUACUUCUGAAUAAACACGUGUAAUUUAUUACGAGCAGUGCCUGGUGCCUGGAUUAGGAACGAAUACUGAAUUUACUGCCUCUGUGUUUUUCCAUUUCUUUUCUUUUUUUUUAACUAAAGUUUUAAGGUCAAGCUUAAAACCACUUUGCUCAAAUAUGAUGUUUUUAUUGUGUGGUUAAAAUCCUUCAACUGUGCUAAACUAUACAUAUAGGUUGGGGUACUAUGAGCUGAAAUAUUUUGUGAUUAUUUGAAAUGUAAAUAAAUAGCUUUGAAUGAAUGGUAAUUUAUGAGUGAGUGCAGAUUAAAUACUGUAUAUAGAGAUAUCACAAUUUCCAUUGGACUGAUAACCUGUUAAGAUGGUAUAAGUACUUCAUACUGAGGACUGCACAUCCAAAGUGUGGUAUGAUGCGGAUGUACUGUGGAAACUAUCAUAAUACAAAAUAAAUAGUAAAAUGUUAACAGAUCAGAGAGGAUAAAUCCAUUCACUUCUUGUUUGUUGUCAUUUUAUUUAUUAAGAUAA
Molecule: messenger RNA, 2056 nt
Organism: Menidia menidia (Atlantic silverside)
Lineage: Eukaryota; Metazoa; Chordata; Actinopteri; Atheriniformes; Atherinopsidae
Source: the annotation of a GenBank genome assembly